GGGCCAUGGGGGUCGUGGGCCGGCGUCCCGGGCCGCGCGUCGCCAGCCGCCCGCGCCGGCGCUGAGUCCGGGCCCCGUUCGCAGCCGCGCGGCGCAGGUGAGCGAGGAAGCGGCCGCGCCAUGGUGGACCCGGUGGGCUUCGCCGAGGCGUGGAAGGCGCAGUUCCCGGACUCGGAGCCGCCGCGCAUGGAGCUGCGCUCGGUGGGCGACAUCGAGCAGGAGCUGGAGCGCUGCAAGGCCUCCAUCCGGCGCCUGGAGCAGGAGGUGAACCAGGAGCGCUUCCGGAUGAUCUACCUGCAGACGCUGCUGGCCAAGGAGAAGAAGAGCUACGACCGCCAGCGCUGGGGCUUCAGGCGCGCCGCGCCGCCGCCCCCCGACGGCAGCGCCGAGCCCCGCGCGCCCGCGCCGCGCCCGCCGCCCUCGCCCGCCGACGCCGCGGCCGCCGCCGCCGCGGAGCCGCCGGCCGCCGCCGAGGAGCCGGACGCGCGGCCCGACGGAGAGGGCUCCCCGGGCAGGAGCAGGCCCGCGGCCGCCCGCCGCUCGGCGUCCGCGGCGCCCGCCGACCGGGACCGGGACCGGGAGCGGGACGAGCGGGGCGCCCCCACCAGCGUCGCGGCGCUCAGGUCCAACUUCGAGAGGAUCCGCAAGGGCCACGGGCAGCCCGCCGCCGGGGCGGCCGAGGGCGAGAAGCCCUUCUACGUGAACGUCGAGUUUCACCACGAACGCGGCCUGGUGAAGGUCAACGACAAAGAGGUGUCGGACCGAAUUAGCUCCCUGGGCAGCCAGGCCAUGCAGAUGGAGCGCAAGAAAGCCCAGCUCGGCGCCGGCUCCGGCCCGGCCGACGCGCCCCGGCCCGCUUACCGGGGCGCGCGGACCUCGGAGAGCGGCGGCGGCGGCGUCGACGGCGACUACGAGGACGCCGAGCUGAACCCUCGCUUCCUGAAGGACAACCUGAUCAGCGCCAACGGCGGCGGCAAGCCCCCGUGGCCCCCGCUGGAGUACCAUCCCUACCAGAGCAUCUACGUGGGGGGCCUGAUGGGGGACGGGGAGGGCAAGGGGCCCCCGCUCCUGCGCAGCCAGAGCACGUCGGAGCAGGAGCGGCGCCUCACGUGGCCCCGCAGGUCCUACUCGCCGCGCAGCUUCGAGGACAGCGGAGGGGGCUACACCCCCGAUUGCAGCUCCAAUGAGAACCUCACGUCCAGCGAGGAGGACUUCUCCUCGGGCCAGUCCAGCCGCGUGUCCCCGAGCCCCACCACCUACCGCAUGUUCCGCGACAAGAGUCGCUCCCCCUCGCAGAACUCGCAGCAGUCCUUCGACAGCAGCAGCCCCCCGACGCCCCAGUGCCAGAAGCGGCACCGGCAGGGACAGGUCGUGGUGUCGGAGGCCACCAUCGUGGGGGUGCGCAAGACGGGGCAGAUCUGGCCGAGCGAUGGGGACAGCUUGUCGGGGAGGCAGGACGGCACCUUUCAUGGAGAUGCAGAUGUGUCGUUCGGGACGCCGCCUGGGUACGGCUGUGCCGCGGACCGGGCUGAGGAGCAGCGCCGGCAUCAGGACGGGCUCCCCUACAUCGAUGACUCACCCUCUUCCUCGCCGCACCUCGGCACCAAGGGCAGGGCCAGCCGGGACGCUCUGGCCUCGGGAGCCCUGGAGUCCACAAAAGGGAGUGAGCUGGACUUGGAGAAGGGCCUGGAGAUGAGGAAGUGGGUCCUGUCCGGAAUCCUGGCCAGUGAGGAGACCUACUUGAGCCACCUAGAGGCGCUGCUGCUGCCCAUGAAACCUUUGAAGGCCGCCGCCACCACCUCUCAGCCAGUGUUGACCAGCCAGCAGAUCGAGACCAUCUUCUUCAAAGUGCCUGAGCUCUACGAGAUCCACAAGGAGUUCUACGACGGGCUCUUUCCCCGGGUGCAGCAGUGGGGUCACCAGCAGCGCGUGGGUGACCUCUUCCAGAAGCUGGCCAGCCAGCUGGGUGUGUACCGGGCCUUUGUAGACAACUAUGGAGUUGCCAUGGAAACAGCUGAGAAGUGCUGUCAGGCCAACGCUCAGUUUGCAGAAAUCUCUGAGAACAUGAGAGCCAGGAGCAACAAGGAUGCCAAGGACCAAACCACCAAAAACUCUCUGGAAACCCUGCUCUACAAGCCCGUGGACCGGGUGACUCGCAGCACGUUGGUCCUGCACGACUUGCUGAAGCACACUCCCUCCAGCCACCCCGACCACCCCCUGCUGCAGGAUGCCCUCCGGAUCUCACAGAACUUCCUGUCCAGCAUCAACGAGGAGAUCACCCCCCGCCGGCAGUCCAUGACCGUGAAGAAGGGAGAGAACCGGCAGCUGCUCAAGGACAGCUUCAUGGUGGAGCUGGUGGAGGGGGCCCGCAAGCUGCGCCACGUCUUCCUCUUCACCGACCUGCUGCUGUGCACCAAGCUCAAGAAGCAGAGUGGAGGCAAAACCCAGCAGUACGACUGUAAGUGGUACAUCCCGUUGACGGACCUCAGCUUCCAGACGCUGGACGAGUCGGAGGUGGCGCCCAACAUUCCCCUGGUUCUUGACGAGGAGCUGGAUGCCAUGAAGAUCAAGAUCUCUCAGAUCAAGAAUGAUAUUCAGAGAGAGAAGAAAGCGAACAAGGGCAGCAAGGCCAUCGAGCGGCUGAAGAAGAAGCUCUCGGAGCAGGAGUCGCUGCUUCUGCUCAUGUCCCCCAGCAUGGCCUUCCGGGUGCACAGUCGCAACGGCAAGAGUUACACAUUCCUGAUCUCGUCCGACUAUGAGCGCGCCGAGUGGAGGGAGAACAUCCGGGAGCAGCAGAAGAAGUGUUUCAAAAGCUUCUCCCUGACGUCUGUGGAGCUGCAGAUGCUGACCAACUCGUGCGUCAAACUUCAAACUGUUCACAGCAUUCCACUGACCAUCAACAAAGAAGACGAUGAGUCUCCUGGGCUCUGUGGUUUCCUGAAUGUCAUUGUUCACUCCGCCACUGGCUUUAAGCAGAGUUCAAAUCUGUACUGCACACUGGAGGUAGAUUCCUUUGGGUAUUUUGUGAAUAAAGCCAAGACGCGAGUUUACAGGGACACAACAGAACCAAACUGGAAUGAGGAGUUUGAGAUUGAGCUGGAAGGCUCCCAGACGCUGAGGAUACUGUGCUACGAAAAGUGUUACAACAAGCUGAAGAUCCCCAAGGAGGACGGCGAGAACACGGACCGGAUCAUGGGGAAGGGCCAGGUCCAGCUGGACCCUCAGACCCUGCAGGACAGAGACUGGCAGCGGACUGUCAUCGCCAUGAACGGGAUUGAAGUGAAACUCUCAGUCAAGUUCACCAGCAGGGAGUUCAGCCUGAAGAGAAUGCCUUCCCGAAAACAGACCGGGGUCUUCGGAGUCAAGAUUGGCGUGGUCACCAAGCGGGAGCGGUCCAAGGUACCCUACAUUGUGCGGCAGUGUGUGGAGGAGAUCGAGCGCCGGGGCAUGGAGGAGGUGGGCAUCUACCGCGUGUCCGGAGUAGCCACGGAUAUCCAAGCGCUGAAGGCGGCCUUUGAUGUCAAUAACAAGGACGUGUCCGUGAUCAUGAGCGAGAUGGACGUCAACGCCAUAGCCGGGACGCUAAAGCUCUACUUCCGAGAGCUGCCCGAGCCCCUGUUCACCGACGAGUUCUACCCCAACUUCACGGAGGGCAUCGCUCUUUCAGACCCCGUGGCUAAGGAGAGCUGCAUGCUGAACUUGCUGCUGUCGCUCCCAGAGGCCAACCUGCUGACCUUCCUCUUCCUUCUGGACCAUCUGAAAAGGGUGGCCGAGAAGGAGACGGUGAACAAGAUGUCCCUGCACAACCUCGCCACGGUUUUCGGCCCCACGCUGCUCCGGCCUUCAGAGAAGGAGAGCAAGCUCCCCACCAACCCCAGCCAGCCCAUCUCCAUGACCGACAGCUGGUCCCUGGAGGUCAUGUCCCAGGUCCAGGUGCUACUGUACUUCCUGCAGCUGGAGGCCAUCCCCGCCCCGGACAGCAAGAGACAGAGCAUCCUUUUCUCCACUGAGGUGUAAAGACCCGUCUCCAUCUCCAAGAGGGUGACAGAAGGCCUUCUGCGAAGCGGGAACCAAACUUCUUGAGGAGGAAUUUGGACAUCCCCAAGGGCCUGGCCAUCUGCCAAGAGACAGCUACCCGAGGCAAAAGGCCACGCCACGCAGCCGGGGCAGUUCCAGGGAGUGCCCCUAGGGAACCCCCGGCAGGCCUCUGACUGUGGCUUUCCGCCCUGCCACCGGGGGGCGCCCCAAGCCAGCACAUCUUGAAGUGCUCGCCUGAUGGAGGCCGGACCGGGGACCGGGCGAAGGGAGCGGUUUUUAUGAACCUAACUUAUAUCUGAGUUUAAACUGUUUCUACUGGAUCACUCGUCAAGAUGCACCCUUUCUGGGGAGAAGGGAACGCAAGCAGGUCCCCUCACUCUGUGUCUUGAAUAAACACUGCUGCUGCUUCA
Sorex fumeus (smoky shrew) is the source of this 4448-nucleotide messenger RNA. It is a transcript of the gene BCR, whose product is annotated as BCR activator of RhoGEF and GTPase. Gene Ontology annotation, biological process: protein phosphorylation; positive regulation of GTPase activity; intracellular signal transduction. The transcript has 23 exons. Lineage: Eukaryota; Metazoa; Chordata; Mammalia; Eulipotyphla; Soricidae. Gene Ontology annotation, molecular function: protein serine/threonine kinase activity; guanyl-nucleotide exchange factor activity; GTPase activator activity. Gene Ontology annotation, cellular component: membrane. Bases 121 to 4017 code for a protein of 1298 amino acids. The record is from RefSeq and is a predicted model, not a curated record.